AUGGUACAAGUACAAAGAAGAUUUUCUUACUAUAAAUUUCUAAAAACAUCAUUGGUUCUAAGUUUAACUAUGCUUACUAUAUUUGGAUACAUUUUAGUAAAUAGUGAUUAUUUUUUUCCAGUAGAAAUCGAAAAAUUUUAUAUUGAAAAAUCCGCAAUAGUAGAAAAUACAAGGCUUGUUAAUACAAGUGUAUAUUGUUAUAUGAACACUACAUUACAAAUAUUGUACCGUAUUAAUAGUUUUAAAGAACAUAUCCAUAGUAAGAGGACAACUGGAAAUCAAGACUCGUUUUAUUUUUUAUUACAACGUAUUUUCAGUCUUAUGGAUGCUUCUUUCUCUGUUGAUCUAACACCGUUAUAUGAAAAGUUUAUUUCUCUAAUCGCUGUUAAAUAUAAAUCUGCAAAUCUUAUUUCAAAAAAAAGUAUGGAGUGUAGUUUCCAAUUGCUUCAACUUAUUCUUAGUGCGCUUAUUAAUGAAGACAAGGAUGAUUUUGAUAUUCAAUUUUACAAAAAUUAUAAUUCUAUUGGAGAUUCGUGGGUUAGAGAUCUAUUCUUUUUAAAAUUGAAUAGUUCAGAUAAAGAUAGUACUGCUGAAGUUUUUAUUGGUAUAGAUGAUACUAAAAACGCUUUAAAUUUACAAGCAUAUAUUAACGAUUUAUAUACUGGGAAUACACCGAAAAUUACGAAUCCACUACCGGCGGUAUUAGCUUUACAAAAUAUUAAUAAUGAAGGCGAAUACUAUAUUCACUACGCUAAAAUUCCAGAAUAUUUAACUGUUGGAACAGUUAAAUAUAAAUUUUUCGGCUAUUCUUGGAUUAGUAAAAGGCCUAUUAGUGGGGAUGCUGGCGGUCAUUACAUUGCCUGUAUAUUGUACAAGGAUAUGUGGAUUUAUCUUAACGAUGAAUCAGAAAUUACUUAUACUAAACCGAAGUACAAUGAAAAGAUUUCUAGUGUUUAUGGUAUUUUUUAUAUUAGAGAAGAACAAUAA
Vairimorpha ceranae is the source of this 987-nucleotide messenger RNA. RefSeq lists its product as hypothetical. The record is from RefSeq and is a predicted model, not a curated record. Gene Ontology annotation, biological process: protein deubiquitination. Bases 1 to 987 code for a protein of 328 amino acids. The transcript has a single exon. Gene Ontology annotation, molecular function: cysteine-type deubiquitinase activity. NCBI's taxonomy places the organism in Eukaryota, Fungi, Microsporidia, Nosematidae.